Molecule: messenger RNA, 774 nt
Organism: Penicillium soppii
Lineage: Eukaryota; Fungi; Ascomycota; Eurotiomycetes; Eurotiales; Aspergillaceae
Product: ankyrin repeat domain-containing protein
Exons: 5
Coding region: 1-774 (257 amino acids)
Molecular function (GO): protein binding
Source: RefSeq, a predicted model, not a curated record
AUGGAUUCAAAUCAGAAAUUCGCCUUGCAUGAGGCUGCCCGAGAGGGUAGAAACCAGGUCGUCGAGUCGUUACUCAACGCAAACCCGAAAUCAGCAUUUGUCACAGAUGAUGACGAGCGUCUUCCGAUUCAUUGGGCUGCGGCUAACAACCGACUCCCAGUAGUGGAAUUGCUCGUCGCUAGCAAGGGAUUCGAUCCGGAUGUAGCAGAUGGUUCAGGAUGGACACCCCUCAUGAUUGCAGCCAGUCUAAAGGAUGCUGCAGGCGAGGCAAUCAUCGACCUGCUUCUACGAAAGGGAGCUGAUGUUUCUAUGAAAAGCAACACUGGACAGAACGCCUUGCAUUUUGCAAGCUCGAAAUCUAAUAUUUCCAUCGUCCGAACUUUGAUUGCCAACAAGUGCAGUGCCAGAGUCAAAGAUAAGCGCGGCCAACUACCACUUCAUCGCGCGGCCGCAGUAGGAUCUGUUCCCAUCUUGAAAAUGUUGUUGGAAGAGGGCAAAAGUCCUGUCAAUGCAACCGACGGUGAUGGAUACACAGCACUUCACCAGGCUAUCGCUGAAGGGCAUGGACCGGCAGCAAUUCUUUUGUUGAAGUCUGGAGCGGAUCCACUGAAGAGAGACAAUGAUGAUAAAUUGGCCAUUGAGCUAGUUCCAGAUGACAAGGUAAUGCCCUCGCAUAUGUUGGGAUGGUUUGAACUAACCAUUUUUGUCAUUCACACACAGGUUAAGCAGUUUAUCCUUCAGACAGCGGAACGAGAAGGGAUUGAACUUCCAUAA